AUGUCGGACACCGAGUCGGAGACGGACGUCCACCUUGGCGGGUCGCCCAACGACCAGCUCGCGUGGCUCCACACGGCGCGCGAGCGCACGGCCGAAGUCCUCCAGCAACGCAAGCAGAGCAAGAAGCGCUACACCGAAAACUGGGUUGCGUACGCGCAGCAACUCGGGCUCUUGCCGAAUCCCGUGACGGCCGAGUCGGUCGCUGCCUUCUUCCACACGACACCUGGUCUCGACAAGACCAAGGUCGGCGAGUACCUAGGGGAAGGACCUGAGGACAAGUACCCGUUCCACGCCCAAGUCCGCGACGCCUACGUCGGCAUGUUUGACUUUAAAAAGACGACCUUGGACCAAGCGCUGCGGCUGUGCCUCUCGAAAUUCCGGCUCCCGGGUGAAGCCCAAAAGAUUGACCGGAUGAUGGAGACGUUCUCGCGAGAGUAUUAUCGCCAGAUCCAGCUCGACAACCUCGACCAGCCCCUCGCGGAUGCCGACGCAGCCUUCAUCUUGUCGUUCUCGAUCAUCAUGCUCAACACGGAUUUGCACAGUGACCAGAUCCAGCGCAAGAUGACCGUCGACGAGUUUGUCCGCAACAACCGCGGCAUCAACGCCGGACAAGACCUGCCGCGCGAGUACCUCGUGGCACUCUACAACAACCUUCAAGCCAACCAGAUCAAGAUGCAGACCGACGUCUCGGAUCUCAACACGGACGACGCGAUUGCGACGGUCGACCGGUACUCUGCGCAGUGGGAAGGGGUGCUGAAGCGCCAGCAAAACGUCGUCGGUGCGUCGUUUACAUCGAACGCGUCCGUCCUCAAGCUUCGCGCCGGUCGCCACGAACGCGAGAUGUUCCGCCUCAUCCUCGACACGACGACGUCGAGCAUUCUCACGGCCUUUGAACGCACGGGCGACGAGAGCACGAUGGCAAAGGCGUUGGACGGCAUUGCCAGCGCGACCAAGAUUGCCAUCUACUUUCAAAUGGUGCCCGAGGUCAACAAGCUCAUUGCGGCGCUGGCCGCGUACUUUGUCGAGUUUGCCCACGGCGUCAUGAACGGCGAGCGGGUGCACUUGCCAACGGUGGACUCUGCGAGCAAGCGGGGCCGCGCCGGCUCGGACAAGGGCGACAGCGUUCAUGUGAUUUUGCGCGAAGAAGAGCGGCAAAGCGGGCUCAAGACGAGUCGCACGCUACGCACGCUGCAGCUGCUCUUUGAUGUCGUCGCCAAGUACGCCGACUGCCUCCGCCAAGACGCAUGGACGUCCGUGGUCGAGUGCAUUCUCAUCUUCAACGAGCUCGACAUUGCGCCGACAUCGCUGGUCGAGAUGGACGAUUUCGUCGACUCGAGAGGCGUGCCACUGCCGCCAGCCCAAGCCCACCUCUCGCCGCGCGCGCAGCAGUCGCUGGUGGCGGGUGUUUCGGGCAAGACGCGCGAGCGGUCGCGCCGGCUCGCCGAGCGCCAGGCAGCGCAUCGCCAGCAGCGCAAUCUGCAGCAAGGCGCGUCUAACGUUCCAUCCGGCGGGUUUUGGGACUCGCUGUCGUCGUACCUCUGGAGCGAAGACGACGACGACGUCGACCUCAACUACCCGCUCGUGAGCAACGCGCUGCGCGACUGUGUCGCCACGUGCGGCGGCGGCCUCCUCGAGCGCGACGCGUGGUUCCGCAUGUGCCGCAAGCUGAGCAACGAGAGCUGUGUGAGCUUGCUCGAGAGUCUCCUUGCCGCGCGCGACCCGUUCAAGAGCGUUUUGCAGCACUCGACAGGCAUUGUCGACUGGAUGAUGCAGGAGAAUGCGAUUCUGGCGCUGGAACUUGGCAUCAACCUCGUGCUCGUCAACAUCCACCGGUUCCCGACGUUGUGGCCUGCCGUGCACACAUACGUGGCGCGCAUCCUGCACAGCAAGGCCGACUUUGAGAUGACGCUGCUUGUCGAACGCGUCGUCGUCAAUGUGCUGCGCGUGUGCAUCCGGCUUUUCCACGACGACGCCGCGCGUCCGAUGCUCCUCGACACGCUCGUCUUGCUCAAGGAGCUCGAGGCGCCGUCGCUGCAAGUGCUUUCGGAGCGCUUGGCCGCCGGCUUGCACAUGCUCGUCAAGGCCAACGCCAUGUACAUGCACGACAUGCCUCUCUCGACGUGGGAGACCUUGUUCAACCUCCUCGGGCUCGUGGCGCAGUACCCGAACGGAUGGCCCGCGACCCUCGACGCGCUCAAGCAGCUCGUCGCCGACGGCGUGGCCAAAGAGAUUGUCGGGCUCUGGACGGGCGUGUGCAUGCGCCUCGUCAACCAGCGCACGGGUUUGGAAGUGGACGCGCUCAAGCUUUUGUACGCGGUCGCCAAUAGCGACGCGGCCGACGGGUGCUGGAUCGACCUCAUGCGCAUCUUGCUCUCGUACCUCCAGGACGAGCGCCCCGCGGUCGCCCGUGCGGCGUGGGACUGCUUGUACCGGAGUCUGAUGUUGCCAGGCCACCCGAUUGCACCGUUGGUGUGGAAGGACUGCUUUGAAGAAAUCAUUUACACGCUGGACGACCGGUCUCGCAACGGACCCGCGAAAGACUCGAAGGAUCUGAGCUUGUACUCGACGACGCUCCUCUCCAAGGUGUUUCUGUACAACAUCCACACGCUCGCGGGCCUCGACUGCUUCCACACGCUCUGGCUCAACGUGCUGCGGCGUCUCGCGACCAAGUUGGCGCUACCGCCGAACGCAGCGACGUCGGUCGCGGCGCUCGAAGUGUACGAGACGACGCUGCACGCACUGCACAACCUCCUCGUGGUCAUGACGGCCGAGGGCAUUUUUGAGCGCACGUCGGCGCAGAGCCAGCAAGACGUGCUCACGCUGUCGUACGACCUCAUCCGGUCCGUGUGUCCGCAGGUCCUGGACCAGCUCCGCUUCGACUCGACCCCGUCGUCCGACGCCAUGAUGGACCAGAACCCGCCGCCCGGCGAGUCGGCACAAGUGGAAAGCUCAAUUACGAUGGAGAUCCCUGUCGAGACCGAGACUAAGAACGCCGACGAUGCGAACGACACCCGUGCAGAAUGCUAAGCGACAUGGACACGAUUGCCUUUCUU
Saprolegnia parasitica CBS 223.65 is the source of this 3053-nucleotide messenger RNA. RefSeq lists its product as hypothetical. Lineage: Eukaryota; Oomycota; Saprolegniomycetes; Saprolegniales; Saprolegniaceae. Bases 1 to 3027 code for a protein of 1008 amino acids. Gene Ontology annotation, molecular function: guanyl-nucleotide exchange factor activity. Gene Ontology annotation, biological process: regulation of ARF protein signal transduction. The record is from RefSeq and is a predicted model, not a curated record. The transcript is spliced from 18 exons.